Messenger RNA from Aspergillus mulundensis, 1668 nucleotides. RefSeq lists its product as uncharacterized. The record is from RefSeq and is a predicted model, not a curated record. Lineage: Eukaryota; Fungi; Ascomycota; Eurotiomycetes; Eurotiales; Aspergillaceae. The coding region runs from base 1 to 1668 and encodes 555 amino acids. The transcript has a single exon.
AUGCAUUUGUCCACGUCCAGCUGGAUAGCUGCCCUGGCAGCAAGCCAGACAGUCUCAAGCCUGUCCCUGGCCUCACCGUCAUGCCACCACUCCGUAACCCUUAACGGCUACGGCUCCUUCUGCGGGACAACAAUUUCCUCAACCCUCAGCAACGAGACCCUGCCAGCGCCCGUGGAUGCCUGGCUGGGCAUGGACUACGCAACGCAGCCAGAUGGAGACCGGCGCUUCACGCCUUCGACCUGGCCUGAACCCUUCAAAGGCAUCAAGAAAGCCGAUACCUACGGCAAGGGCUGCAUUCAAGACGGGACAAUGUUCGACAUCGCAUCCCAAAGCGAAGCCUGUCUCAACUUCAACGUCUUCCGCACAAAGGGCGUCCCACUGAGCAAGAAACUGCCCGUCCUCGUCUGGAUCCACGGGGGCUCCUUCAACAUCGGCAGCUGGAAGAGCUUUGACGGCGCUUCAUUCGCGGCUUCUUCGUCUGAACCGAUUGUCGUGGUGAACUUCCACUACCGCAUCAACUCGCUGGGUUUCCUCCCCUCCACGCUCUUCGAGGAAGAAGGACUCCUGAAUCUCGGGAUGCGAGACCAGCAUCUCUUCCUGCGCUUCGUGCAGAAGCACAUCGCCUCCUUCGGGGGAGAUCCUGACGCCGUGACCAUCGGCGGCCGCUCUGCAGGCGGACACUCCGUCGGCAUCCACUACUUCCACAACUACGGCCCUGACAGGGGAAAGCCCCUGUUUGCACGCGCAAUCCACCAGUCCGGCGCCGUGACGGCACGCGCGUUCCCCAACGCCUCGUACCCGCUCUACCAAGACCAAUUCGCAGAGUACAUGAGCUACCUGGGCUGUCCAGUGGACGGCGACAACAAAGCAGCCCUAGCAUGCCUCCGAAACGCCGACAUCAACCAAAUCCGCACAGUCAGUACAUCCAUCUACGACAACUCCAACCGCGCACUAACCUGGCCGUUCCAGCCAGCGCAGGGCGGCCCGCUGCUUGAGAAAUUCGGAUCCGAGUCCGGCAUGGACGGGACAUUCUUCCACGUCCCCACGAUCACAUCCAGCACCACCAACGAAGGGAAGUUCUAUGUCCCCGGCGAUCUGCAAACAAACGGGGAGUUUCUGGGCUAUAUGCACAAUAUCUCGCCUGCACUUAACGCUACCGACCUGGCGCUCUUGGAAGCGCUCUAUCCCGAUCCAGUCACGAACGAAGACUCGCCGUACACAAACUCCCCCAACAGCACGCAGUACAACCGCCUCGCAACCACAUGGUCUGACUACGCGUACAUCUGUCCAAGCCAGGAAACAGCGACCCGCGCCUCGGCCGCGAACGUCCCGACAUGGAAACUGCGCUUCGACACGAAUAACUCUUUUCCCGCCUGGCAGGGGAUCCCGCAUACAGCGGAUACAAAGUACACAUGGGACGAGCCGAGCACGCAAUAUCCGGAAAUCAGCCACGUGUACCAUGCGUAUCUGGCGAGUUUCGUGGUGUCGGGGGAUCCGAAUACCUUUAGAUACCCCGGGGCUCCAGAGUGGCCGGGGUAUCGGCCGGAUAGGAAGACGCAGUUGGUGGUGAGGCCUGGGAAUGGGACGAGGGCUGAGGUUGAUGAUGUUAGGGCGGAGGCUUGUGCGUAUUGGAGGAGUGCUGAGCGGGCGUCGAGGUUGAAUAAGUAG